Molecule: messenger RNA, 3900 nt
Organism: Salvelinus fontinalis (brook trout)
Lineage: Eukaryota; Metazoa; Chordata; Actinopteri; Salmoniformes; Salmonidae
Gene: hpse2
Product: heparanase 2
Exons: 8
Coding region: 2457-3428 (323 amino acids)
Cellular component (GO): extracellular matrix; membrane
Molecular function (GO): hydrolase activity, acting on glycosyl bonds
Source: RefSeq, a predicted model, not a curated record
UUCAAACAACUUUCUGAAACCAUUUCAAACACUUUUCUGAAACCAUUUCAAACACCUCUCUGAAACCAUUCCAAACACCUUUCUGAAAGUUGUGGUAUCAUUCAAAACAACCUAUAUAACACAUUUAUUCAACAUAAUUCAUAACGAGUUUUCACACAAAAACAUAGAUUUAUUUAUCCAUUGUACACAGAAAUGUGUAUUUCCAGCCACAUCAAAUAAAAUGAAAUGUUAUUGGUCACAUGCACAUGGUUAGCAGAUGUUAAUGCGAGUGUAGCGAAAUGUUUGUGCUUCUAGUUCCGACAGUGCAGUAAUAUCUAACAAAUAAUCUAACAAUUCCCAACAACUACCUAAUACACACAAAUCUAACAACUAAUCUAACAAUCCCCCAACAACUACCUAAUACACACAAAUCUAACAACCAAUCUAACAAUCCCCCAACAACUACCUAAUACACACAAAUCUAAAAGGGUGGAUGAGAAUAUGUACAUAUAAGUAUAUGGAUGAGCGAUGGCCGAGCGGCAUAGGCAAGGGGCAGUAGAUGGUAUAAAAUACAAUAUAUACAUCUGAUAUGAGUAAUGUAAGAUAUGUAAACAUUAUUAAAGUGGCAUUAUUUAAAGUGGCAUUGUUUAAAGUGACAUUGUUUAAAGUGACUAGUGAUCCAUUUAUUAAAAUGUCCAGUGAUUUGGGUCUCAAUGUGGGCAGCAGCCUCUCUGAGUUAGUGACUGCUGUUUAGCAGUCUGAUGGCCUUGAGAUAGAAGCUGUUUCUCAAUCUCUCGGUCCCAGCUUUGCUGCACCUGUACUGACCUCACCUUCUGGAUGUCAGUACAGGUUUCACUUUCAUGAUAACAAAACAAAAUAAGUACUGGUGCUGGCCAAAGCCUUGAGAGGGCAUGCACAUGUGUAAGUUUUGACUCUGAGUCAUGAUUGAAAGGAAGCCUUUCAAAGAGUGAAGAGAGAGUGAAGAGAGAGUGAAGAGAGAGUGAAGAGAGAGUGAAGAGAGAGUGAAGAGAGAGUGAAGAGAGAGUGAAGAGAGAGUGAAGAGAGAGUAAAGAGAGAGUGAAGAGAGAGUGAAGAGAGAGUGAAGAGAGAGUGAAGAGAGAGAGAGAGAGAGAGAGAGAGAGAGAGAGAGAGAGAGAGAGAGAGAGAGAUGAAUAUUUAAGCAUGAUGAAGGAUGGAGUGGUUUUAAAAAGGAGAAGUAAACAGCUGAUGCCUUUCUAUGUGGUGCAGUCGACCCUUGCCAAAAUGACAGAUACAAGCACUCUCGCCAGAAGGUAAAAGCUAUAGAGGGCAAUGUGGGAUUGGCCUUAGCUGGUGUGAUCUUUAUUUCUCUCCAACACUCUUGUGUUGGACAGCGUUAGAAUGACACGCUGUGUCUCGCUGUAAUACUAUCAUGAGUUUAGUUCUGGAGGUAGAACUGAGCGAUUUCCCCUUAGAUAGACCAGCUGCAACCUCAACAUUGGCUAUAUUAUAAAAAAGUAGCGUUUUGGUCUUAAUUUAAGGUUAGGGUUAGGCAUUAGGUAUAGCAGUGUGGUUAAGGUUAGGGUUAGGCAUUAGGUAUAGCAGUGUGGUUAAGGUUAGGGUUAGGCAUUAGGGAUAGCAGUGUGGUUAAGGUUAGGGUUAGGCAUUAGGUAUAGCAGUGUGGUUAAGGUUAGGGUUAGGCAUUAGGUAUAGCAGUGUGGUUAAGGUUAGGGUUAGGCAUUAGGUUAGGGUUAGGCAUUAGGUUAGGGUUAGGCAUUAGGGUUAGCAGUGUGGUUAAGGUUAGGGUUAGGCAUUAGGUUAGGGUUAGGCAUUAGGGUUAGCAGUGUGGUUAAGGUUAGGGUCAGGCAUUAGGUUAGGGUUAGGCAUUAGGGUUAGCAGUGUGGUUAAGGUUAGGGUUAGGCAUUAGGUUAGGGUUAGGCAUUAUGUUAGCAGUGUGGUUAGGGUUAGGCAUUAGGUUAGGGUUAGGCAUUAGGUUAGGGUUAGGCAUUAGGUUAGCAGUGUGGUUAAGGUUAGGGUUAGGCAUUAGGUUAGGGUUAGGCAUUUGGUUAGAGUUAAGGCAUUAGGUUAGAGUUAAGGCAUUAGGUUAGGGUUAGGCAUUAGGUUAGAGUUAGGCAUUAGGUUAGGGUUAGGCAUUAGGUUAGGGUUAGGCAUUAGGUUAGAGUUAGGCAUUAGGUUAGGGUUAAGGCAUUAGGUUAGGGUUAGGCAUUAGGUUAGAGUUAGGCAUUAGGUUAGGGUUAAGGCAUUAGGUUAGGGUUAGGCAUUAGGUUAGGGUUAGGCAUUAGGUUAGGGUUAAGGCAUUAAGUUAGGGUUAGGCAUUAGGUUAGGGUUAGGCAUUAGGUUAGGGUUAGGCAUUAGGUUAGGGUUAAGGCAUUAGGUUAGGGUUAGGCAUUAGGUUAGGGUUAGGCAUUAGGUUAGGUCCAUCUCCAUCUCUCUCCAUCUCUCUCCAUCUCUCUCCAGAGCCUAAUGGCUACCGAAGCAUGGUGGGUCAGACAGUGAACAGUACCCAGCUAGCCAAGGACUACACCCUGCUGAGGACACUACUGCAGUCUGUACGCUACUACAGCCAAGCACACCUCUACGGCCCUAACGCUGGGCCACCACGCAAGAACGCCAUUCUGCUGCUCGACGGGUUCAUGAAGAAAGCUGGUUCUGUUGUGGACGCUGUAACAUGGCAACAUUACUACAUGGAUAGCAGAGUGACCAAAGUAGAGGACUUUCUGAAGACUCGCCUGCUGGACACCCUGACCGAACAGAUCACUAAAGUACUCAAGGUAGUGAAUAGCCAUGCUCCUGGUAAGAAGGUGUGGUUGGGUGGAGUGGGUCCGGCGUGGGCUGGAGGAACCAACAACCUCUCUGAUACCUACGCUGCUGGCUUUCUGUGGCUGAACACUCUGGGUAUGGCAGCGAUGCAGGGGAUUGACGUGGUCCUGAGACACUCGUUCUUCGACUAUGGAUACACACACCUCGUAGACCAGCACUUCAACCCACUGCCGGACUAUUGGUUCUCACUGGUGUUCAAGCGUCUGGUGGGCCCCAGGGUGUUGGCGGUGCGGGUAGCAGGCUUACAGAGGAAACCACGGCCAGGGAGGGUCAUCCGAGACAAACUACGCAUUUACGCCCAUUGUACUAGCUUCCACAAUCAUAACUACGUGAGAGGGUCCAUAACGAUCUAUAUCAUCAACCUGCAUCGGUCGAGGAAGAAAAUCAAGCUGGCGGGAACCUUACGUAACAAGACUGUCCAUCAGUACCUGCUGCAGCCCUACGGGACAGACGGACUACACGCCAGGUCAGUCCAGUUGAACGGAGAAAAGUUGUUGAUGGUGGACAACGAGACGUUCCCGGAAUUGAAGCCUCAGACGCUGCGGGCCGGGAAGACGAUAGCCAUGCCCCCGAUGACCAUCGGCUUCUACGUCAUCAGGAACAUCAACGCUUAUGCCUGCCGCAGAUAAUCCUCAGCAUACUCCUCCUCACUCUUUACCCCUCACCCUUUACCCUUCACCCCAUACUCCUCCUCACCCUUUACCCCUCACCCUUUACCCCUCACCCUUCACCCCAUACUCCUCCUCACCCUUUACCCUUUACCCCUCACCCUUUACCCCUCACCCUUUACCCCUCACCCUUUACCCCUCACCUUUUACCCCUCCCUUUACCCCUCACCCUUUACCCCUCACCCUUUACCCCUCACCCUGUACCCCUCACCCUUCACCCCAUACUCCUCCUCACCCUUUACCCUUUACCCCUCACCCUUUACCCCUCACCCUUCACCCCAUACUCCUCCUCACCCUUUACCCCUCACCCCAUACUCCUCCUCACCCUGUACCCUGUACCCCUCACCCCAUACCCCUCCUCACCCUUUACCCCUCACCCAUACUCCUCCUCACCCUUUACCCCUCACCCCACCCUUCCCACCUCACCCUGACC